AGGGGCUUUAUGUCAUUUCGAACUUUGUUGGAACUUAGUUUUAAGUCUAACGGUUUUUGAAAAUUUAAAUUGUGUCUAUUAUCAACAUUAAAUUGUGACUGACUUGAAAAAAUUAGUAAAAAAUGAAAAACUUUUUAAUAAUCCUUUUGAUCUCAUUAGUUUGCGUCAGCAAGACAUUUUCACAAGACACAGAUAUCGAGGAAAGCAGCACAAAUGAAUAUCAAGUCGAAGGAAAGGUUUUUGCACCGGAAUUAGCAAGUGAUGAAAAUUACAAAAAUUGGGUUCAGAAUACAGACAUUCUGCUCCAUACAGGCAAUUCAGGUAUAUUUAAAGGAUUCCUUAAAAGUGAUGGAAGCUUUGUGAUCAAUAAAGUGCCAUCCGGAAGCUUUAUAUUGGAAGUUCAUAAUCCAGAUUAUGUCUAUGAACAAGUUCGAGUAGAAAUCAAUAAUAAAGGAAAAUUCCGAGCAAGAAAAGUGUCACACAUUCAACCAUCUCAAGUAAUUCAGCUUCCAUAUCCAUUAAAGUUGAAGGCAAUGACAACAUUUAGAUAUUUCCAACAGCGAGAACAAUGGAAAAUCACAGACUUCUUAUUCUCACCAAUGGUCUUAAUGAUGAUCCUGCCUUUAGUCUUACUCGUUUUAUUACCAAAGAUUAUGAAUGAUCCAGAGGCUAAAAAGGAACUCGAAAAUAUGCAAUUGCCUGGAUUAGGAAGUGAAAUGCCAGACAUGAGCGAGAUGCUUUCAAAGUUCUUAGGAGGAGGAACUUCAGCACCAAAGCAACAAGUUCAGCAGUCAGAGCGAUCGAAGAAUAAAAAGCGUAGCAAUAAUAAUUAAAUUAUAUAUUUUUGAGUCAAAAUUUAAUCUGUAAUAAGGAACAAUUUAAAACUAAAAGAAUAAAGGAACAGAUAAAAAUCUUUUUUGUGUAAAAUGAAACAGGC
Chironomus riparius is the source of this 937-nucleotide messenger RNA. Lineage: Eukaryota; Metazoa; Arthropoda; Insecta; Diptera; Chironomidae. The record is from the annotation of a GenBank genome assembly.